UUGUCACUAUGUUGACGGUCCCUAACUGCUGUUGAUGGACGUAAGGAAAACUACAGGAGAACAUCCGUCGAAUAUCCAACCUGAAACCGUCUUUACCUUGGUAUUAUAUUAUCCUAACCUGCUAAGGAAGAAAAUACAUGCUCACAAAAUAUUGAUCCCUUCUAGCCAUGACAGUCUUUCUACUUCAGGUUAGCAGAUGAUAAAUUACGUCGUUUGUUUUCCGUAGCUUUUAAAGGAAGUGUUUGUUAUUGAAAGAAAAUACGUUUAUUUAUUUUUAAAUGAUCUAACUACUUUUGAUUGCAUUUUAAUUUACAACCGAGUUGACUGUUUCCGACCGGGGAACCGCUCCCUACUUGUGUUUUUGUUGGGACAACAAUGAAGGCCUAGCUAGUUUUUAACGGUUACUUUAUCGCUCUUUAGCUAGUUUAUUUUAACGGUUUAAAUCUGGAUUAAUCUGCUCUCCUAAUGUGGGAUUUCAACCCAUUACUUUACUGAUCUUCGACGUUACACUGUGAAAUAAAAAAUCAGGUAUGUCGUCCCAGCUCCAAGUGUUUUGUCCUCCCUCCAUCUCCUCCAGCGCCUUCUGCCGCGUCAAGAAGAUGAAGUUAGAGAACUGUGUUUGGGAGGUGUCCUCUGACACCCCCUAUGGUUCCGUGGGCGGCCAUCAGGGGGUAGGGGGUUACUCCUUCGCCCCCUCUGCCACUCCAGGCUCCCGAGGCCAGGUGGUGGUCCGGGCGGCUGACAGCACAGGCAGCCUACCCAGAGGCUCCAGCCGCCGCCUCAACGACCACUACUCACAUACAUCACACACACACACCGAGACGACCGCAACAGGCAUGGGGACGCGACGACAGGGCCAGAAGAGGAAGAAUAAGGAAGUUGAAGGAAGUGGAAGUGUUCAGAUUCUGGAGGAGCUCUCUGCCCCUCCACCCGUCUUCUCCGCGAGGACAGGGGGCGUCGGAGGAGGGGGUACGGGCCAGUCCGUCCCCCACUCGGCCCCAACCACCAAGAGCUCCAGCUCCAAUGGAGAGGGGGACUACCAGCUGGUGCAGCAUGAGACCCUGUGUUCAGUCUCCUGUAGUUAUGAGGUGCUGGAGUUCCUGGGGAGGGGGACCUUCGGUCAGGUGGCCAAGUGUUGGAAGAGGGGAACCAAUGAGAUCGUGGCCAUUAAGAUCCUCAAGAACCACCCCUCGUACGCACGACAGGGCCAGAUCGAGGUGGGCAUCCUGAACCGUCUGAGCGAGGAGAACGCCGACGAGUUUAACUUUGUGCGUUCCUACGAGUGUUUCCAACACAAAGGUCACACCUGCCUGGUGUUUGAGAUGCUGGAGCAGAACCUGUAUGACUUCCUGAAACACAGCAAGUUCAGCCCCCUGCCACUACAACACAUCAGACCCAUACUGCAACAGGUGGCGACGGCGCUGAUGAAGCUGAAGUCUCUGGGUCUGAUCCAUGCUGACCUGAAGCCAGAGAACAUCAUGCUGGUGGAUCCACUCAGACAGCACUACAGGGUCAAGGUCAUCGACUUCGGCUCAGCUUCACACGUCUCCAAGGCUGUCUGCUCAACCUACCUGCAGUCGCGAUACUACAGGGCUCCAGAGAUUAUCCUGGGCUUGUCGUUCUGUGAGGCUAUAGACAUGUGGUCUCUGGGCUGCGUUAUUGCUGAGUUGUUCCUGGGCUGGCCCCUCUAUCCCGGGGCAUCAGAGUACGACCAGAUCCGGUACAUUUCCCAGACCCAGGGCCUGCCUGCAGAGUAUCUGCUGAGUGCCGGCACCAAGACUAGCCACUUCUUCAAGAGAGGACCUGACUCCAGCUACCCCCUCUGGAGAAUCAAGACUCCUUCAGAGCACGAGGCUGAGAUGGGCAUCAAGUCAAAGGAAGCCAGGAAAUACAUCUUCAACUGUCUGGAUGACAUGAUGCAGGUCAACCUCUCGUCUCACCUGGAGGGGACGGACAUGCUGGCGGAGAAAGCUGAUAGGAGGGAGUUCAUCGACCUGCUGAAGCGGAUGCUCCGAUUGGACGCCGACAAGAGGAUCACGCCCACUAAGACGUUGGGUCACCCUUUGGUCACCAUGAGUCACCUGCUGGACUUCCCUCACAGCUCCCAUGUGAAGUCUUGCUUUCAGAACAUGGAGCUCUGUAAGCGCAGGAGCUCUUCGUUCGACAACAACAAAACUCUCUUCUCCACCAACACUCUUCCCAGUGCUGCUGCCAGCAACCUCACUGUGACCUUCAGCAAUCAGCUCAGCCAGGUGCCUUCAGCAGGGGGAGCUGUUCCUCUCCUGAACUACCAGCCAGCCCUCUACCAGCAGGCCACCAUCAAUAUCCCUGGGCUGGCCCAACAGAGUGUCCCCCUGCAGGCUCGCCCCACCGGCCUGGCCUACCAGACUGAGCCCUUCCAGCAGACUCUCAUCGUCUGCCCACCAAACACCAUACAGGGGCUCCAGUCGUCCAAUAAGAGCUCUAGUUUCCCACUGAGGAUGGACAGUUCAGUCCCCAUAGUGAACCAGAACCAAUCAACACAGCCACUGCAGCUGCAGCCUGCCAUGCUCACACAGCAGGCCUGGCCAGCUGGUACCCAGCACAUCCUGAUCCCGUCGUCAUGGCAGCAGGUUCCGGGUGUGGCCAUCCACGGCUCCACCCACCAGUCGGUUGUCACGGAGUCUCCCGUGGAGACACUCCUUCCGGACACAGCCCAGCAGACACACAGCUGGAGGGGACCUCAGUACAGCGGAGUGCUGCAGCAGAACCUGGGGGUUAAUUCCAGGAGCGGAGCGGGGAAGAGGGUUAAGGGUGGUCGUGGUAACAGCAGAACCACCAGGGGCGUGUCUCGUGUAUCCCUACUCACCAACGCCGUGCUGACUCCGCCCAUCUGCAGCGCGGCAGCUCUCUCUCAGCCAAUCAUCAUCUCGGACACGCCCAGCCCGGCGAUCAGCGUCAUCACCAUCCACUCAGACGAGGAGGACGAGAGGAAGUUCCACCCCGCCAGCUGUGGUCCGGCUCAGAGGACUAACGUGAUCAGCUGUUUGACGGUUCACGACUCUGACUCCUCUACGACCAGCCCCCUCACUCCCCUCCCCAGCACACACCUCCCUGGAGGAGGAGGGACGGCGAGAGGCAGGUCACUGGCCGUGGUCGCACCGUCUGUAAAGACCCAGCCGACUCAGACAGUGCAACCCCAGAGUUCCUACAUCAAGCCCAGGUUGGCCAAUCGGCAUCCCUGUAGCUCUGGAGACGGCAGCAACCGCCAUAGGCUAGUCCCCAGCCAAUCACAUCCUCUCAACCUCAGCCAGCCUGUAGUCUCGUCCUCUUCGUCCCAGGACCGUUCCCACGGCAACCUGCGUCGCCAGGCAACCUACCCCCCCGGCCCCACCUCCCACUACACCUUCCAGGAAGUGCCCUCUCUAGGCUCUGCCCCUAGUCUAUACACCUUCCCUGCGUCCGCUGCGCUAGCCUCUGCCUCCCAGCUCCUGGUGCGUGGUCACCCCUCCACCUAUGCCCCACCCACCGUCCCUUGCGGUACCUCGGGAUUGGUCCGGAGGGAUGCAGGAACCAGGAAGGAGUCUUCGGUGGUGGGGGGGGUUGUGAUGGGUCUUCCUGCAGCUUAUCAACACCAGUUUACUACCGGAUCCCUUAGUGUCGCGCCACACGCUGAGACCUACAGCGUAUACCAGCUCAGCCCUCGACGGCUGGGACAGUACCCCUACUUGUGAUGAGAGAUGAUACUGGAUGUAGAGAGGGGGGGGCAAGGGUGGGAGUGAUGAUGAGUAGGACUAUGACCCAGUCAUACCGAGGUAUUCGCGCACACACACACACACACACACACACACUGAAGGGGCAAUAAGACCCACAGCUUCACCAUGUUGAUGAAUCUGGGUGAAGUAGGGAAGGAAGGAGUAACAAAUGUAACAUUUGCACUACUGCAUUUGAUUUACUGUUAAGCAGUGGUUCACAUCAAACUGGUUUAACUUUCCCGCCUAUUUUACUACAUUUUUAAAAAACAUUCUGUGUAUUUAAGGGUAUUUUUAAUAUUGUACUGUUAUUUUUAUUUUUUUUCCCCCAGCAGAAAAAAAAAAGUGUAAUUGUUUUUUGUUGUUUUAUCCCUGUUUUAAUUGGAUGCAGAAUGAGUUAGUGUGAUGAUAGGCCAAAUAUAUUAUUAUAUAUUGUGUUAAUAAAAUAAAAAAAAGAAGGCUUUUAUGUUUUAAAAGGGGGCUAGUCUCGUUCUCUAGUAGUGUAGUCAGUCAGCUGAAACAUGCGGAAUACUGCAGAUGGAAUCAGGUUUCUAUACCGUACAUAAAACAUGUAUGGCUCUGGCAUGCCUCUCUAUUCUACAUGGCAGAAAUGUAUUGUGUAUAACAGAUAUGCUGGUCUGUGUGCAUUCUGUAACGUUAGUUUCCUGAGUAGGCCCUCGCUGUUGUUUCCUUACAUUAGGAGGUCCUAGAAAGGCCCUGGCUAGAGAGAUGCUAGCUAAACUAAAGAAGAUUGUAGCACGGCACGCUAGAGAGAUGCUAGCUAUUAGCUAACCUAAAGAAGAUUGUAGCACGGCACGCUAGAGAGAUGCUAGCUAUUAGCUAACCUAAAGAAGAUUGUAGCACGGCACGCUAGAGAGAUGCUAGCUAUUAGCUAACCUAAAGAAGUUCUAAAGGUGAUCCUAGUAUCUUUUAGCAUGGCAGACUUGCUCAAGAUGUUAGCUAUUAGCUAACCCCGGGUAUGGGAAACUGGCGGUCAUGCAGCCCGCUGCCUCCUUUUUGAAGGCCUGCGGACCAAUUUCACCAACAAACAAAUAAGGAACUCAGUUGGGGUCUCAACUUACUGUUGAGUUAAAAUAAUACCUUUUACUUACCUGUUUUCUUUAUUGUGAGUUUCUUUAAAUUAUGAUUUGUCGUUAAUGUGAGUUGUCGGGGGAGAGAGAGAUUGUUGUUUAACUUAACUCAUGAGUAUGCUGUACAUGUAUGUAGUCUAUUCUGUCACCGCCUGGUAAAGACACUAUAAUCUUCACACCACCAUAGCUGGGUUCAAACACUAUUUGAAAUCUUUCAAAUACUUUUACAAGGUUUGCUUUAGCUCACCUGGAGUACCAGGUAGGCAGGGUUUACACUUUUAUGACUUUUCUAUUGGUUCCAUUGCAACAAGGCACAGUCAAUUAAGCACAGUUUUAAAUUAUUUCAAAUAGUAUUUAAGCAUAGCUCACUCUUGAGAGUUUUAAUAUUUUUCUGACUGUGAUUGCAGAAUGUAUUUAUGAGGCUGAAUGAUAAUUCGGCCAGAAACGACUUUAGAAACUCAAUUAAUUGAAGUAACAACAACUUGAAAACAAGACUUUUAUGGAAAACGAUUUGGUUCUCCUCUGUUUUAAAGUGCACAAUGCAUUUAGUAAUCAAGUUAUUGGUGAGGAUAAUGUCAACCCAAAUCAAUCCACAACAACCCAACCACUGUUUUCAAAUAAAUGAACCAUAAUUCCUCA
Molecule: messenger RNA, 5461 nt
Organism: Salmo salar (Atlantic salmon)
Lineage: Eukaryota; Metazoa; Chordata; Actinopteri; Salmoniformes; Salmonidae
Product: homeodomain-interacting protein kinase 1
Biological process (GO): smoothened signaling pathway; peptidyl-threonine phosphorylation; peptidyl-serine phosphorylation
Cellular component (GO): cytoplasm; PML body; nucleus
Molecular function (GO): ATP binding; protein tyrosine kinase activity; protein serine/threonine kinase activity
Source: RefSeq, a predicted model, not a curated record